This is a messenger RNA of Pelobates fuscus (common spadefoot toad), 1619 nucleotides long. It is a transcript of the gene FGL2, whose product is annotated as fibrinogen like 2. The record is from RefSeq and is a predicted model, not a curated record. The coding region runs from base 71 to 1318 and encodes 415 amino acids. Lineage: Eukaryota; Metazoa; Chordata; Amphibia; Anura; Pelobatidae. The transcript is spliced from 2 exons.
AGCACUGCCUGCUGCUUCUAUAUAAACUGCUGAUGUUCAGUCUUUCGCUUACAGAUCAGACUCCAGAAAGAUGAAGUCUCUCUUUUACUUGGCAGUCUUGGUUGCCUUGUCAACUGUCCUUGCUGAAACAGAUGACGAGAAAACAUCAAAAGACAAUGUACUCAGUGGUUGUCCUAUAAAGAUGAAAAAUGGGGGCAAAUGUGAUGAAGAGGGCAACUGUCCAUACCAGCUAACAUUGCCCCCAAUGACUAUACAGUUACCUAAACAGUUUCAACUACUUGAAAAAACCCUCAAAGAAGUACAGACCCUUAAAGAGAUGGUAAACAACUUAAAGAAAUCUUGCCAAGACUGCAAACUGCAAGCAGAUGACAAUUUGGACAAGGACACCUUAAAUCUUCCAGAGAAUGGUAAAGACGGCCAGAUGCAAGAACUGCAGUCCAAGGUUAAGAAGAUGUCAAUCAGCUUGAAAAAUGCUAGAACCCAGAUUAACACCUUACAGGGUCAGCUGGAGAAGAUGAACCCCAUCAGUAUGAACAGUGUAGAAGAUUAUGUGGACCAUAAAAUAGCAAACAUGUCCUGUUCCAACAACUGUGAGUUCAAGGCAAGUCCAAGCAUACAGCUCAUCUAUAAAGACUGCUCUGACUACUAUAAAAUUGGCAAAAAACUAAAUGGGACAUACAGGAUUACACCUGAUCCAAAGAACAAAACAUUUGAAGUUUACUGUAACAUGGAGUCAACAGGAGGAGGAUGGACAAUAAUUCAAAUACGCAAAGAUGGCAGCACCGACUUUAACAGAACAUGGAAUGAAUAUAAGAAUGGAUUUGGGAAUCUGACCAGUGAAUUUUGGUUGGGUAACGAUAAGCUGCAUCUUUUAACCAGAAGCAGCAACAUGAUCCUCAGAAUUGAGCUUGAAGACUUUAAAGGUGUUAAAGAAUAUGCUCAAUACGACCAGUUCUAUGUAGCCAAUGAAUAUCUUAAAUAUCGAUUAACUGUCGGGGGCUAUUCUGGUACAGCUGGGGAUGCACUGCAAUUCAGCAAGCAAUAUAACCACGAUCAGAGGUUCUUUACUACUCCCGACAGAGACAAUGACAGAUAUCCCUCUGGAAACUGUGGGACUUACUAUAGCUCUGGAUGGUGGUUUGAUUCAUGUAUGUCUGCAAAUCUCAAUGGGAAGUACUAUGAGAAGGAAUACAAAGGAAUUCGCAAUGGUAUUUACUGGGGUACUUGGCAGGGCGUUUCAGACGAGCAUCUGAACAGUUUCAGACAAACUUUUAAAUCGGUCAAAAUGAUGAUAAGACCACAAGAUUUCACAGGCUAAACAAAGCUUUUCUUUCAUAUUACAUGGUAUUGGUUUUGGACCAACAUAAAAAUUAGUUCUCAUUGACAUCUGGUUUAGAGAACAGGGCAUAUAGAUAAAAACACAAUUUCUGUUUAUUAAAGAAAAUCUUUAAUGUAUGGUUAACAAGUGUAUUUUCAUUAUGGCGAUCCACCUGAGAGUGAUUAUGCAAUAAGCUAUUUUUUUUUCCCCUUUAUUCAAGUGUCAGCGAGUAUGUCUUAUUUACAGCACACCAAUUUUUCAACAAAGUAACUAUUUUCCAUUUGUGUAUUGAAAAUAGUUU